Molecule: messenger RNA, 2925 nt
Organism: Lagenorhynchus albirostris (white-beaked dolphin)
Lineage: Eukaryota; Metazoa; Chordata; Mammalia; Artiodactyla; Delphinidae
Gene: RAB24
Product: RAB24, member RAS oncogene family
Exons: 8
Coding region: 689-1393 (234 amino acids)
Molecular function (GO): GTPase activity; GTP binding
Source: RefSeq, a predicted model, not a curated record
CGCUCUGGCCCAGGAAAUACUUCACCAUUGUCCAGGCCGGGCGGGCUCAGUGCCCGCGCAACAUCAGGGAUGCGGAGCCCGGGGGGCACGCGGAGACCGGGCUGGAGCUCGACGCUCCGCCGCCAAGCUAGCAGCUCAGUCACUCCAGCGCCGCACCCAAAGAGGCGCCACCGCCGCCAUGAGGAUUUGUCUGGCCGCGCGCCACUUCCGGCGCAGCCGCGCACUGCCCACCUCUUCCGGCGCCUGCCCACGUGACCGGGCGGCCCCGCCUCCCCAGCCUCUACCUCCUCCCCCGACGCGGGAGUCGCGGUGCUCCGGGCCGGAGCCAGGUUGGAGGGCCCCUUCCCAGGCUCUGUGGGGAAACCGUGCCGGAGCGGCCCCUAAGCCGGGCGGGCAAGCGAGUAGCGGAGCGAGCUAGCGACCCGGACGCCGGCGUUGAGUGCGCUUCCCCGCACGCUCCCAGGCCGCCCCGGGUCCUGGGCUCUCAGAAGGAGGAUCAGCACCCGGGGCCGAAGAGCGGGGGCGGACGGAGGCGUUGCUGUAGCUCAAUAUCGUCGCGGCGUCUGGAGCCUUAGAUUGGCGGCUGGGGUCGGGGACUGAGGCUCGGGCGCUGCCUUUCGUAGUGGAGAUCCGGUUUGCCUCCCGCCCCCGCUCAGGACCCUGAAGCGGGUGAGGCAGCCCCGGGAGCAUGAGCGGGCAGCGUGUGGACGUCAAGGUGGUGAUGCUGGGCAAGGAGUACGUGGGCAAGACAAGCCUGGUGGAGCGAUACGUGCACGAUCGCUUCCUGGUGGGGCCCUAUCAGAACACCAUUGGGGCCGCCUUCGUGGCCAAGGUGAUGUCCGUCGGAGACCGGACGGUGACUUUGGGUAUUUGGGACACAGCAGGCUCUGAGCGCUAUGAGGCCAUGAGCCGAAUCUACUAUCGGGGCGCCAAGGCUGCCAUCGUUUGCUAUGACCUGACGGACAGCAGCAGCUUUGAACGGGCAAAGUUCUGGGUGAAGGAACUGCGCAACCUAGAGGAGGGCUGUAAGAUCUACUUGUGUGGCACCAAGAGUGACCUGCUGGAGGAGGACAGGCGGCGCCGACGUGUGGACUUCCACGACGUCCAGGACUAUGCAGACAAUAUCAAAGCUCAGCUCUUUGAAACAUCCAGCAAGACAGGCCAGAGUGUGGAUGAGCUCUUCCAGAAAGUAGCAGAGGAUUACGUCAGUGUGGCCGCCUUCCAGGUGAUGACAGGGGAAGCUGCCAGGACCAGCCUUCCUUCCUGCCACUCUGUUCUCACGAGGCAACCUGGGAGUCCAGCUCCUGUGAGUAGACGCUACCAAGCCUGGAAAAGGAUCGCUGAUGCACUUCAUGCCCUGACUGUAGUGUGGGGUGGAGGAUGUAAAGAAUAGAAUAAUUAUUUUCAUCAAUGCUAAAGAUGUAGAUUUGGUAGUUGCUCAGAAGAGGAUCGACACAGUGAUUUAAAUCACUUCAAACUCAGUAACUUCAGGGGGAAGCAGACAUUUAAAAACUUGGAUGCUUUUGUAGCAGUGACAACUAUUUUGCUAUUAGAAUGGGUUUGCUCCAGUAGAGAAGCAAAUGAGGCUUUGAAUUCAAAUUUCAACAGUUUCCAUAAUUUUUUCUGACUUAACAGGGCCAGGACAGGUAUUAGUUCUCUAACUACCUAUGGAAGCUAUGGCUUCCCCCUCAGAAAGGCUUCCUGGGGAACUGGCUUAAAGGCAGACGCUCUAUUGAGAUCCUGAUUUACAAGCACUUGGCCAAAUGCCAAAAUAGCAUCCUACACAAAGAUCAGGAGUUUCUAAGAGUAAAGAUUUCCUUUUAACUGCCAAGUCACACCCCCUGGAGAAAAGGUCUCAGUAUAGGUUCCAGGAGAAUCCCCUAAGGAUGGCAAGGUCACCCCCCGCAAAGGGUAAUGCAAGAGUCUCACUUCCCAAAAGUCCUUCCGACUCUGCUUCUAAUUGUAUAGUGACUGCUUUCAUGAUGUUAACAAUCUAGUAUCAAAUGCUAUCAGUGGGCCUGAGAGUUGAACAUCUAAUUUCCAAUCAACCUAAGAGAGUCUUACAAUGGCCCUCAUGAAAGCCAGGCUGGCUGUCCAUCCAUUUAAAUAAGCAGCUUCAGAAGUUGUUUCCUACGCAGGUCUGGAAGGAAGCUUGCCAGUGAAUGGGAGAAUGGAAAAAACUGAAACAAAACCACAAAGUGGCCCACCUUUCCCUCACUCCUUCCUGUCCUGUGAGACAUAUCUAGAGUGGCUGUCAAGUCAAUUACCUACCAAAGCCUACAUAAGAGAAGCUCCUUCAGGAUCAAACUUCUCCACUUAAAAAUUUUACAUAGCCUGCACACCCCACCCCCCAACAAAAUUCACAGUUUAUUUCAUGAAACAAAGAGCUACGGUAAUUUAACACACAACACAGUGGAAAGAGAUUCUGACAGCGCAGUGCGGAUAUCUUUUUCUGAUCACAACUACAGAUGACAGGAGAAAAAAAGGGCACAGGACUGGCACCAAGCAAAUCCUACUCAUACAACCUAAGAGAAUAGGGAAAGGGACCUACUAGCUGCAAUUAUAUACUUAUUAUUCUCACAUAUGAUAAAUACUUAAUAUAAUGAACUUUAAUGUUCUGGGUGGAUUUCUUUAAAAAUAUCUUUUCCAUGGUUUAAAAUUUUUUUAAAAGAAAAUAAGAUGCUUUGUUUUCUCUUCCUCUAAAACAAAGAGCUUUUCCUCUCUGAUGAUGUGGGAAGAGAGACAGGAUGAAAGGGGAGAACUAGGCAGGUGGAAUUUACAGAGGAGAGUCCGAGGUCUAAGUGAGAUGCAAGAAUAGGCCCCUAAACUCAGGGCAGCCCUGCCCAGCCUCAUGCCUCUGCCUGAGUUCAAAUGUCUCAACCCCAGAGACAGACUUUGGGAAAUAAAAGCAAAUUCUUUUUUAAA